AACACCUUUAAGUUAAUUCCCACAGAAAUGUGUUUUUAGCAUUUCUCUGGCUCUGUGGCAGCAUUGAGGGGUAGGAAAUCAGAGUGAUUUUGCUGCCAUGCCGGUGCAUCGUGACCGUGAAAAGAAGGAGAGCACGGCAGAGGAGAUGGAGGUGGAGGAUCAGGAGCAAGAAGGAUUCAGUACCGAGGAGGAGGAUUUUGAAACGUCCUCUGUCUCCGAAGAUGGAGACAGCUCUGAAAUGGAUGAGGAGGAUUGUGAGCGAAGAAGGAUGGAGUGUUUGGAUGAAAUGUCAAAUCUAGAGAAACAGUUCACCGAUCUCAAAGACCAGCUGUAUCGGGAACGUCUCUCUCAGGUCAACAGCAAGCUGGCAGAAGUGGAGGCCGGCCAUGCGGCAGAAUAUUUAGAUCCUCUGGCCGUGCUGCUGGAGAACAUGCAGGUCCGCACCAAGGUGGCAGGCAUCUACAAGGAGUUGUGCUUGGAGUCUGUGAAGAAUAGGUACAAGUGUGAGAUCCAGGCAGCGUGCCAGCACUGGGAGAGUGAGAAACUGUUGUUGUUUGACACAGUUCAAAGUGAAUUGGAAGAGAAAAUUAGAAGACUGGAGGAAGACAGACACAGCAUAGAUAUAACAUCAGAGCUGUGGAAUGACGACCUUUCAGGAAGGAAGAAGAGAAGAGAUGCUUUAAGUCCGGAUAAGAAGAGGAGACGACCUUCAGUAGUGUCUGGCCCUUAUAUAGUCUACAUGCUUCCUGACUUGGACAUCCUGGAGGACUGGACAGCUAUCAGAAAGGCUGUCGCCACCCUCGGUCCCCACAGAGGGAAGGCGGAGUCCGACAGCUCCGCUUUCCCGUUCAGACCGGACAGAAGCCGACCCAUUCUCAACUGUUGAGACAUGGCGACACAUCCACAUCACGUGAAAACACGCAGCUCAACAUUUGAGCGGGCCGCCGGCCGCUAAGAUUCCUCCUGCCUCCAACGGGAACACGCAAGACGCCCUUUAAAUCAAACAACAAGAUUAAACGUUUGAUACCAUUGCAACCCGAGCGACGGAGAGAAAAUUUUACAUUUGAUUUGUUUCGAAGUGAAUCCUGACACUCAACUGCUUUUACUUGUGCUUAAAGAAAAAAAAAAAAGAAUGCUUCACAUCUUUUUCUAUUUGGUAACAUUUAGAAAAGUCAAAAAGGUAUUUAUUUUCCUCACUGUAACUACUGCCAUCAUAAAUACGGACAUUUUGGUAA
Molecule: messenger RNA, 1235 nt
Organism: Phycodurus eques (leafy seadragon)
Lineage: Eukaryota; Metazoa; Chordata; Actinopteri; Syngnathiformes; Syngnathidae
Gene: brms1la
Product: BRMS1 like transcriptional repressor a
Exons: 9
Coding region: 98-886 (262 amino acids)
Biological process (GO): negative regulation of transcription by RNA polymerase II
Cellular component (GO): Sin3-type complex
Molecular function (GO): histone deacetylase binding
Source: RefSeq, a predicted model, not a curated record